This is a messenger RNA of Miscanthus lutarioriparius, 309 nucleotides long. The record is from the annotation of a GenBank genome assembly. NCBI's taxonomy places the organism in Eukaryota, Viridiplantae, Streptophyta, Magnoliopsida, Poales, Poaceae.
AUGAGAAACUCAUACAAAACAGAACUUGCAAGGCAAAUUUUGCUCAGUUUUAUUGUGAAGUCAGUGCACGAUAGUUUAGGUUCCGCCCAAGCUAAACCAGAGAGGAAGCCAAGUGGAUCAGAUGAAGCUACUAAUGAACAGAGCAGCAACUUAGGCAACAAUGCUUCUGGUCGCAAAGAUUCAGAUAAACAAGAGAAAGCCAUGGAGGUUCCUAAGGGUCUGAAGGAUACAGAGGGGUUUACAUUUGUUUCAAAAUGUCGAAGGCGGCCACAACCAUUCUUGAACCCCAUAAAUGGCCUCUAUUCUUAG